AUGCGAAUAUCGGGAGCAGCAUCGACGCUAGCUACACCGCGGCCUCCAGGCCGUUUUGCUGCCGAAGAGAGCGCAGCAGCGCCGUCGGUGGCGCAUGAGUAUCGGUGGAAGGUGGACGCGGCGCCUGUGGUUGCAGCAGAGGGGAUGAUGCUCGAAUGGAUGGCAGAGCCACGUGUCGGCCUGCUACUGGACCUCCAGCAUAUACGGCGCCAGCUGGCGGAUCUUCUGGGUAUGCAUGAUAUAGCUGCUGUGCGUGCGGCCACUGCCGUUGGGGAUAGAGGCACGAGAGCAGCAGGUAGCCCUCGCCUGUGGUGGUGCUGCUGGCUGUGCAGUGACUGUUGGACGCGCUACCGCUGUGCCGUGUCCAUCGCUGCUUUCACCAUGCUGGUCGCCAAGUUCCCCCGCUUCGUCACUCUUUGGCGCGCGCACAUGCGGUCUGCUAAUUCGAUCUUUUCCCCAGCUGGCGUUUCAGUUCGGCGCGGGGCGGCAGGCUGGGGGCGACUGCUUGGCGUCGCUGCUGCUGCAGGUGCUGGGAGUGAAGGGCAAGCAGCAGCUGGAGACCGGCUUUGCUGCCCACCUGUUGCCGCUGCUGCCGGGGGGGAGGGACACGCAUGGGGAGUGGGGAGAGGGAGGGGAAAGUCGGGGGAGGGAGGGGGGAAGGGGGGAGGAGUGGAGGGAGGGGUUGAGGGGGAUGGAGUGGGAGGACCCAUGUUCGCCCGCGCUGCUGCUCUCAUCUUCUCCGACUGUGCUGCCCACCGCCACAAGGAGAGCGUGGAAGACGCUGCCGUGGAGGGAGCAGUGAACAGGCUGGCAGCGGCGGAGAGAAGCACAGAGGGCAGUGGAAUGCAGGACCGUGGGAAGCGAGCAGUCGAUCCAGAAGGUCCAGCAGUGUCUCCUGCUGCUAGUGCUGCUGGGUCAGCAGGUGCGAGGACCAAGGGAUCCAACACUGCAAGCGGCGCCAGGCUGGUGCCGGUGAACAGUAAUGCAGUGGUGGCACUGUUCACGUACCGAGUCACGUGCCUGCUGCAAUGGGUGCGGUUUUAUGGCCCCAGGGUCAACCCUGCUGAGGACUGCCGAUGCUUCAACCAGCUGGGGUAUGCCACCGCGCUCCCGCAUCCACUUCACGACCUUCCAAACCUGCUGCAAAGGUUCGGUGCGGUGCCCAAGCUUCCGGCCGCCACAGGCCAGGAAGGUCUGGCAAGGACGGGCUGGGAGGAGUUUCCAGAGGGGGACAGGGCGGCAGUGGCAGAAGAAGAGAACGACCCUGCGAGGAAGUUUUUCGGAUGCAGCACCUUCCACGUGGGGGCGUUUCGUGGCGGCGGCAGUGAGUUGGACGAGGAGGAGAUGCAGAUGGAGUACAACGUGAGGGAGUUCUACCCGCCCCCGGCCCACGUGGACUCCUUCACGAUUCGCUCUCAUCACCUCCCUGGUGGCGAGAUCACUGUGCAGAUCAACACAAGUGGUCCCAUCUUCCCCACGCUGGGCCAUUGUGUGGAGGAGUUUCUGAGAAGCAAACGCCAUUUCUCCCAUUCCUGCCUGCAGCCGCUGCCACCGCUGCAUUUGCAUGUACUACCUGGCUGUAAACUACACCUCGCUCAUUGCGUCCUUCGCCUACCGCCCCUCGUCCGCGCUGCUGCGCUGCCUCCUCUCGCUCUUCCCGGCCCGCUCGUCCCGCUUCAGAGAGCUCCUAGAGAAUCUGGGCGGCCGCUCCCUGCGGUGGUUCCUGACUCGCUGGUGGCGGCGCUGCUGGAAGGCGUGAUGGAGGAGCAUCGGUUGAUGCUGCUCUACAUGAACACGCUGCUUCUCACUAAGGAAAAUGCCCUUCCGGCCAUUCUGGAACCCGUCAGCACCAAUGCGGGCGGGCAGGUGGAGGGGGAGAAGCAGCAGCAGCAGCAGCAGCAGCAGCAGCAGGGGGAGGAGGAGUGGAGGAUGUGGGAGGAGGUGGACAGCUGGCGCAUGGCGGCUGGCAAUGCAUGGCCUGCGGUGGAGGCGCAUGACUCGCCGCUGCAGAUGGGCGCAGGUAAAGGGAGGGGGCGUGUGCAGGGGGAGGUGUCGGAGGAGUGCUGUGAGGGCAUGAUGCGUGCAAUUAAAGACGCUGGGAAGGGGCAGAAGGGGAGGACAGGAGCGUGGUACCUGGUGCCAUGGCUGGGGGGGUGUGGCAAGGUGGAAGGGGCGGGGGUGCAGCUAAAGCUAUGCUCGCGGUGUGGCAAGGCUGCCUACUGCAGCAGGGAGUGCCAGAAGGCCCACUGGCCCACGCACAAGCUCACGUGCCUGCCCAAGGCCAAGGGGAAGGAAAAGGUAGAGGAAUAG
Messenger RNA from Closterium sp. NIES-65, 2310 nucleotides. Lineage: Eukaryota; Viridiplantae; Streptophyta; Zygnematophyceae; Desmidiales; Closteriaceae. The record is from the annotation of a GenBank genome assembly.